Messenger RNA from Trachemys scripta elegans, 1656 nucleotides. Its product is annotated as CTD small phosphatase-like protein 2-B. Bases 488 to 910 code for a protein of 140 amino acids. The record is from RefSeq and is a predicted model, not a curated record. The transcript has 7 exons. NCBI's taxonomy places the organism in Eukaryota, Metazoa, Chordata, Testudines, Emydidae. Gene Ontology annotation, molecular function: phosphoprotein phosphatase activity.
CGUGCCCCAAAGUCCUAGUUUGUCCCCAUUGAGACAGGCGCCAUCUUGAAGCCAGGCCUUUGUCCCUCCAGAGCCAGAGAGCCCCCGGGUGCAGAGAGGGAAGCCCAGAGCUCAGCCCAUGGGGGGAGUUGUGUACUUUGGGGACCUCCCGCCGGAUGAGCCAGAGGAAACCGGUAUCUUGAGCCCGUGAGUACGGCACUCACUGUCCCUGGGCCAGGGUGUGUGUGUGGGGGGGUGACUGUACCCCUGAAGCUCCAAUCCCCUUUCUCUGCUUCCCCACCCAUCCAGCUUCAUCCACAAGGCCCUGCCCCCCAGGUCCAGCCAGAAGCCCCCCAGGAAAGAAACCCCCAUCAAGACCCGCAGCACCCCUGAGAGCACCCUGGUCCUGGAGCUGGAGGGGAUCCUGGUCUGUUGCUCCCUGACAUCCAGCCAGGACGCCGACUGCACCUUCCUCACAGACUUCCAGGGGGACGCUUAUCGGGUUUACAUGAAGCUGCGCCCCCACGUGCAGGAGUUCCUGGAAACUCUCUCCAAAGCCUACGAGAUCUUUGUCUUCACCACCGCGAAGCAGGACUACACAGAGAAGAUCCUGGAUGUCUUGGACCCUCAGAAGAAGCUGAUCAGGCACCGCCUCUAUCAGCAGGACUGCCUCUGCGAGCAGGGUUACUACGUGAAGGACCUCUCCAUCCUGGAGAGAGACCUGGCCAGGACAGUGGCCCUGGAUGAUUCCCUCCAAGGAUUCCCUUACCAGAUUUCCAACUGGGUCCCGAUCCCCGGCUGGCUGGGAGACCGCCAGGACGAGGAGUUGCUGCGUGUCCUCCCGCUGCUGGGGAAGCUCAGCCAAGCGGGUGAUGUCCGCACUGAAAUCCGGAGGAAAUACCGUCUCUGCAGGCUACUGGCUGUGGACUGAUGUCUGCCCAGGGACUAAGUGUAGAGGGAAAACCCCAUCCCAGAAGUCUGUCCUGAUGGGCUGCUCUCAAACAUCCCAGAUGCAAAGUGCAGCACUGCUGCCCGGUUCCAGUCAGCAACAGCACAAACUUUAGCUCCGCUCCCCUCCUACCUACGCAGCUGGGAAAACGGAGCUUGGCAACCCAACGUGAGCACAGAGGGCAGCUUCCUACAGGGGAAAUCCAAAUCUGACCCCAAACUUUCAAGAUCUACAGUUCAGAAGUAACUAGUGCCUUUGAGUACCUCAAUUUUGAGGAUCCAACUUGAGAACCUCUUAAAGGUGGCUUUUUUUUUCACCUGCCCUGACAAAUCAGGCCACUUAAACGUGUCCCAGAUGGGCACCUGGACUCAAGUUAAGAAAAUCUUGGAGGGGGGUGUAUAUUAACCCAAACAAAGACCCUUUGAAAGCUUCCCUUUUACUUACUCAGUGCUCUUCAAACUGCAGAGGGAAUCUUCCUUUGUCUCCUUCUAAAGCAACAACUUCCCUGCAGGCCUUUGCAACCCAAGCUUUGCAGCAAGUUCCCAGUGCAUGAGAAACUGAAAAUGAAACAGACUAGAAACAAAAGUUGAAACUGACCAGUCUCUGAGCUGAGAGAAAUGCAAACGGCUGAAGGUAAACUCCACUUAAAUUCUAUUGUUGCCUUUGUAUUAAGCUGGGCUGUUUGUAUUGGCUUUGAAACCUGUGUCCGUAGAACAGUUUAAAACCAA